GCGGAAUAACACCACUUAACGCGAUCACCAGUUAAACUGUAACACCGGAAGUAGUUAGCAAUAAGCAACAGUUAGCUUUGCGUUUGAUGUUGUGAUUAAAGGACGCCGGAAAGCAAAAUGUCGGAGCAAACGAUAACUAUGACAGUCGCAUACGGAUCCUCUAAGCACAGCAUUACCGUAACAGGCCAUGAGGGUGGAAAAGGACCCACUGUUAAAGACCUGUCAGAUGCUCUCGCUCAAGCCACCGGAGUCCCACCUGCCUCUCAGAAACUUAUUUUUAAAGGGAAGUCACUGAAAGACAUGGAAGAGAGCCUUUCCAGCUAUGGAAUAAAAGAAGGCUGCAAACUCAUGAUGAUUGGAAAGAGGAACAGCCCAGAGGAAGAAGCUGAACUGAGGAAACUCAAAGACAUUGAGAAAUCUGUGGAGCAGAUGGCCAAGAAGCUGGAGAAGGUAGACGGGGAGUUGACUGGACUGAAAAACGGCUUUCUCGCCAAAGACCUCCAGGCAGAGGCCUUGGGUAAACUAGACCACAGAGUAAAAAUAGCAGCUGAGCAGUUCAUGAAGAUCCUGGAGGAGAUAGAUGCUAUGAAUAUUCCAGAAAAUUUCAAUGACUGCAGAAUGAAGAAAAAAGGACUUGUAAAAACAGUGCAGGAUUUCCUCGCCCAGUGCGACAAGAUCGAGGCUUGUAUAUCAGACCAUCUAUCAAAGAUCCAGUCAAAAAACCUGGCUUUGGCAGAAUAGUGAAGUCUCUUUUGUCACUUGUUCUAUACAUUGCUCUGUGAGCAAUGACAAAGUGUGCAGAAAGCUUCAAGUGUGAAGCAGAUCCUGGUUUAUUUAUUGCUGGUGUGAAGCAAAUGAUCAAGUGGAAAGAAGGAUGCUGGUUAUCAGGAAUGAUGUUGGAUACGUAACACAAGCAAAUCCUCCUGGUUCAAGACAGAUACGAAGUGCCGUCUGAGAAACUUUAACCAUGAACUUGCAGGAAAUGGAUCAGAUGCAAUUUUAAUUAGUUAAAAGAGAUGUCAAUGCCAAAUAUCUAAAAAUGCCCCGUUUGUUGCCCUGUAUGUCUCUAAAACAUAAUGAGUUUUGUUCCUCAUUGUGCACAAGCUGCAGUGAAUGAUUUAUGAUCAGAAAUAUAUAGACACACUGUUUAAUUGGGGAAGUUCCAAAAAGCAAUAUCCACUCAGGAUA
Oreochromis niloticus (Nile tilapia) is the source of this 1188-nucleotide messenger RNA. RefSeq names its product BCL2 associated athanogene 1 (gene bag1). Gene Ontology annotation, molecular function: adenyl-nucleotide exchange factor activity; protein-folding chaperone binding. Gene Ontology annotation, biological process: protein stabilization. Gene Ontology annotation, cellular component: cytoplasm; nucleus; membrane. The coding region runs from base 118 to 741 and encodes 207 amino acids. The record is from RefSeq and is a predicted model, not a curated record. The transcript has 7 exons. NCBI's taxonomy places the organism in Eukaryota, Metazoa, Chordata, Actinopteri, Cichliformes, Cichlidae.